UGUCCUCUUACAUUUUGCAAAGUUCACAUCUACGAAACUCCCAAAAGUUCUCUACGAAAAUAAAAAAUAUGUGAAUGAUAAAAUUUAAUAGAUGUAACAAAACAAACGCUAAAAUGCGUUUGAGUGAGGUUGCAUCACCAUCAUCCUCAAUCCAAUGCACCGUAGCCUACGUUCGUUCUUUUCACCGCCUGCCAUUCUCGGGCAGAUUUGAAGUUCAACACCUCUGCACAGCCAACCAUUUGAAAGAAACAGAACACUGCCCGGAACUUGGGAUUGAUGAACACACCACAGUCACAAACAGAGCCUACUGGACCAGGAAAAUCCACAAGCUUUGCGCCUAUGAUCGCAAUGUCGACGAAGCUCUACGCAUCCUCGAUCAUCUCCGUCUCCAAGGCUUCUUCCCCGAUUCUCUCAAUGUCAGCAGCGUUAUCCAUGCUCUGUGCAACGCCCGCCGAUUCCUGGAAGCUCACACCCGGUUUGUUCUCGCCCUCUCAGCACACCCUCACGUGCUCGAUGAGCGGACCUGCAAUGUCAUCAUUGCCCGCUUGCUGGAUGCACGUAGCCCAGAGUCAACCCUUCACGUAAUUCGCGCUUUGUUGCGGGGAAAGCCUGAAUUCGUGCCUUCUUUGAUGAACUACAACCGGCUGAUCGAUCAGUUUUGCGCUGUAUCGAGGCCCAGGGAUGCCCACAAGCUGUUUGUUGAAAUGAGAAACAGGGGACACUGUCCAAACGUUGUUUCGUACACAACUCUGAUAAAAGGUUAUUGCAGAGUUGGGGAAAUCUGUUCCGCCUGGAAUCUGUUUUACGAGAUGUCUAGCGGGAGAGUAAGUCAACCAAAUCCGCUCACCUACAGCACGUUAAUCCAGGGGGUCCUUAGAAAUAGGGAGGUUGAGGAAGGAAACGCGUUGAUUGGAAAUCUAUGGAAGGUAAUGGCCAUCGAGGAGGAUAUCCACGUCAACACUGCUGCAUUUGCCAAUGUGAUUGAUUCCUUAUGCAGAGAAGGUCUGUUCCAUGAAGUCUUCAAUAUUGCAGAAGAUAUGCCUCAAGGAAAGAGUGUAGUUGAAGAGUUUGCUUAUGGGCAAAUGAUUGAUUCACUUUGUAGAUACAAAAGGUACAAUGGGGCUGCAAGAAUCAUUUAUAUGAUGAAAAAGAGAGGAUCCAAGCCGAGCCUAGUAUCCUACAACACAAUCGUCCAUGGAAUCUGUAAGGAAGGUGAUUUUUUCAGAGCUUAUCAGUUAUUUGACGAAGGGAUCCAAUUAGGAUACUCUCCCUCGGAGUUCACCUACAAGAUAUUAAUAGACGGUCUUUGUUCUCUAUCGGAUCUUCCCAAGGCAAAGCACGUCCUGAGGAUCAUGCUAAACAAAAAAUCUGCAGAUAAAACUAGGAUUUACAAUAUAUAUCUAAGAUCAGUCUGUUUGAGCAGUAAUCCCACUGAGCUGUUAAACACACUUUUGGCCAUGCUUCAAUCACAAUGCCGACCUGAUAUCAUAUCCCUUAACACAGUGGUUAAUGGUUUAUGCAAAAUGGCAAGAGUUGAAGAAGCUAUGAAGGUUCUUCAUGAUAUGAUGAGUGGGAAGAAAUUUUGUUCCCCAGAUGCAGCUACCUACACGACAGCCAUUGCCGGUUUGCUGGAAGUUGGGAGGGAUGAAGAAGCUCUUAAUUUAUUGCGCUAUACAAUGCCCAAUAACGGCUUCACUCCAGGUGUUGUGACUUACAAUGCUGUUCUUCGCGGUUUCUUCAAGAUGAAUCGGGUUGAUGAAGCAAUGGAGAUCUUUAAUAGCUCUGGAGUGCCUGCCAAUCCUAUAACUCACACUAUUGUAAUUGACGGGUUAUUCGAUUCGGGGCGGAUUGAUGAAGCAAAACGCUUCUGGGAUGCAAUUGUUUGGCCAUCCGGAGUUCAUGAUGAAUAUGUUUAUUCUGCAAUUCUUAAAGGGCUUUGCCGGUCUGAGAGAGUGGAUGAAGCUUGUCAUUUCUUAUACGAAUUGAUGGAUUCUGGGGUUUCUUUGUGUCUUGUGAAUUAUAACAUUGUCAUUCAUGGUGCUUCUCAGUUGGGGUUGAAGGCAGAAGUGUAUCGAAUUGUGGGAGAAAUGAGAAAGAAUGGGCUUACCCCUGAUGCUGUGACAUGGAGAAUUCUGGAUAAGUUGAAUGACAAAACAAGAAUGAAGUUCUGUGAGGAUACAUACAGCCAAUGAAUCUCAAUUACCACAUGCGAAUAAGGUGAGUGUAAUAUGUUGAACAUCUUGGAAGGAAAAACAUUUGCAAAAAUUCAUGAUUACAGUUUUUGUUUACGGUGAGUCUGAAGUGGAAGCAGCAAUUUUUAAUCAAAGGUGAGAACCGUAGAGGUGGCACUUAGCAGUCGACCAAGUCACAAAGUUGCGCUUCCUUUUUGCAAAAAUGUAAGAACAAAUAUCUGUACUGUUAGAAAUUGCCUUCAGAUUUUCUUUGUGGACCAUCCUUAAAGUUAUUAUCAUUUCCUUCUGAAAGAACGAAAUAUGUGAUUUAUAUUCUGUAAAUUUACGGUAAUCCUAC
Molecule: messenger RNA, 2529 nt
Organism: Cuscuta europaea
Lineage: Eukaryota; Viridiplantae; Streptophyta; Magnoliopsida; Solanales; Convolvulaceae
Source: the annotation of a GenBank genome assembly